Messenger RNA from Prorocentrum cordatum, 234 nucleotides. Lineage: Eukaryota; Dinophyceae; Prorocentrales; Prorocentraceae. The record is from the annotation of a GenBank genome assembly.
AUGGAGCUCAGCACGCCGAGGCCCGUCACGAAGGGGAAGAUGACGGAGUACAAGCAGGACUUCGUCGACGUGGACUUCAACAGGGAUGGCGUCAUGGACGCCCAGGAGGUCCGGGCCCACUUCAAGGGCGGCAUCGCGCUGGAUGAGUUGUACUCCUUCUUCGUCGACUGCGACAAGGACAACUCGGGCACGAUCUCGCUCCAGGAGUACGUGGACUACGCCGCGAUGCUGUGA